AUGAAAUGCAAUGUUAUGAAACGUCAUUGGCUGAACGUCCACACGCCUUUUGCAAACCCGAAACAGCUCAGCACAAGCCUCGCUCAGGUGAUCCAUGCUCGUCUGAAGGCCCACAGUCAGCAUGUUGUCCGCACACAGAGCCAUGGCCGCCCGCCGUCUCUUCAAAGCCUCUGUCAUCACUUCCAGCUCCCCCUGCUCCCUGCUCCACACCAGCCUCAGAUGCUCGGAUCAGUCCCAGAUCCACCCGGAAUGGGCCAGCCUGGCGAAAAAGCAGCUCAAAGGGAAGAAUCCAGAAGACCUCAUAUGGCGGACGCCUGAGGGACUAAAUAUCAAACCUGUGUACACUAAAGCGGACUCGGCUUCCAGUGCAGAUGAACUCCCGGGGGUGUUUCCUUACACUAGAGGGCCCUAUCCCACCAUGUACACAUACAGACCCUGGACCAUCAGGCAGUACGCAGGCUUCAGCACAGUGGAGGAGAGCAACAGGUUUUAUAAGGAUAACAUCAAAGCUGGACAGCAGGGUCUAUCAGUGGCCUUUGACCUCCCCACGCAUCGCGGCUACGACUCGGACAACCCCCGCGUCCACGGCGAUGUCGGCAUGGCGGGCGUCGCCAUAGAUACGGUGGAGGACAUGAAGAUGCUUUUCGAUGGCAUUCCCCUGGAGAGAAUGUCUGUUUCAAUGACAAUGAACGGAGCGGUGAUCCCGGUCCUGGCCAUGUUUAUCGUGACCGGAGAAGAGCAGGGGGUGCCUAAGGCAAAGCUAACGGGCACCAUCCAGAAUGACAUUUUAAAAGAGUUUAUGGUCAGAAAUACGUACAUUUUCCCACCAGAGCCCUCCAUGCACGCCAUAGCAGACAUCUUUGCCUAUACAUCUAAGCAUAUGCCCAAGUUCAACUCCAUAUCCAUCAGCGGAUACCAUCUGCAGGAGGCCGGGGCUGACGCCAUCUUGGAAGUGGCCUACACCAUCGCUAACGGUCUGGAAUACUGCCGCACCGGGCUGAAGGCAGGUUUAACCAUCGACGAAUUCGCUCCCAGACUGUCAUUCUUUUGGGGCAUUGGGAUGAACUUUUACAUGGAGAUCGCCAAACUGAGGGCGGCGCGCAGACUCUGGGCUACACUCAUCAAGGAGAACUUUAACCCGAAAAACGCCAAGUCCCUCCUCCUUCGCACACACUGCCAGACAUCAGGCUGGUCUCUCACUGAGCAGGACCCUUAUAACAACGUGAUCCGCACUGUGAUUGAAGCCAUGGCCGCGGUCUUCGGGGGCACCCAGUCUCUCCACACCAACUCCUUUGACGAGGCUUUGGGUUUGCCCACGGUGAAGAGUGCCCGCAUCGCCAGGAACACUCAGAUCAUUAUACAAGAGGAGUCUGGCAUUCCUAAAGUGGCAGAUCCCUGGGGUGGCUCGCACAUGAUGGAGGCUCUGACUAAUGAUGUCUACUGCACUGCCCUCAAGUUCAUUAAAGACAUUGAGGAGAUGGGGGGUAUGGCCAGAGCCGUGGCAGAGGGCAUCCCCAAACUGCGCAUCGAGGAGUGUGCCGCCCGCAGACAGGCACGCAUAGACUCAGGUUCGGAGGUCAUCGUCGGUGUGAAUAAAUACCGUCUGGAGAAGGAGGAGACGGUGGAAGUGCUGGCUAUAGAUAAUACCGCAGUACGACAGAAACAGAUUGAAAAGCUAAAAAAGGUGCGUGAGAGCAGAGAUCCAGAGGUGGCGCAGAGGUGCCUCGCUGCUAUAGAGGAGUGUGCCCGAACGAGACAGGGGAACCUUCUGGAGCUGGCUGUGGAGGCUGCACGGGCCAGAUGCUCCGUGGGUGAAAUCACCGACGCCAUGAAAAAAGUGUUUGGAGAGCACAAAGCCAGCACCCGGAUGGUGAGUGGAGCCUAUCGCAGCGAGUUUGGGGAACACGAAGAGAUCGCCUUAGCUCUCAACAGAGUUGCAGAAUUUAAGAAGCUUGAAGGCCGUAACCCCCGUCUCCUCGUGGCUAAAAUGGGGCAGGAUGGACACGACAGAGGGGCCAAAGUUAUCGCUACAGGAUUUGCAGACCUGGGCUUCGAUGUGGACAUUGGACCACUCUUUCAGACUCCGGUGGAGGUGGCUCAGCAGGCCGUGGACGCAGACGUUCACUGUGUCGGCGUGAGCACUCUCGCGGCCGGACACAAAACUCUGGUCCCUGAACUCAUCAAAGAACUGCGCAAACUUAACCGCCCCGACAUCCUGGUGAUCUGCGGAGGGGUCAUUCCACCUCAGGAUUACGAGUUCUUGUACGAGAGCGGAGUCUGCGCCAUCUUUGGUCCUGGCACCAGAAUCCCACAGGCAGCGGUGGAGGUGCUGGAAAACAUCGAGAAGAGUCUGGAGACGAUCAGACAGGCCCUGUGAACACAAGAGAGCUUCAUCCUGUGUCACAUACACUUCACUGCACCGAAAUAGACUCUGUGUGAUAAACAAACUCCAAACUCAAAACAGGAUGUACGUAAUUAUUCUUGAUGAUGUUUUUCUAUUUUGGUAACACUUUAGUUUAGGGACAACAUACUUAAGGCUGAUUAGGAGUAAUACGCAGACUAAUGGUGUCUUCACACUUUGGGUUUGGGCACAGUUGAAGUUCUAAUGUAGAUUUGAUCUGGUCCUGCUUUAGUCCUGGUUUAGUUCUUGUCUAGCCUUGGUUUAGUUCCAAGUUUAGUUCCAGUUUAGUUUAAAUGGUCCUUAUUACACUAUUUUCUGAUCUCUCUUAUAAUGUAGUUUCCUCAUCACAAACAAACAGACCUGGACUUGUGUUUUGUUUCAUUCACACAUUUAACAUACAAAUACUGUAUAUUUAGGCGGAGUGCUUCUCUCAAACUGAACAAACUAAUACUGAUGAAUGUAAUACAGGAAGUGCUCCACUGUGGUUUUAAACUCCAUACACUUUUGCUGGAAUCAUUUGGAUCAUUUCAGCCCUGGAAUUGCAGUCUGUACUGAACUAAAGAUAAAUGGAGCAGCUUCAUGACAUCACAAUGUGGAGCGGAGCAUUUUGAGCCUCGGAGAUGUAAUAAUCCACGAUUACUCAAAUGUGUGUGUGAAUAAAACAAAACACAACUCUGUUUUUGAUGAGGUUACAACAUUAUAACAUAAAACGUAUCACAAGAGUCAUUUUUGUGUAAUAUAGGACCUUUAAUGUGGUAAUUGGGCAAAAGUGAAUACAUCAUAAGUGGUUAAUUAGAUCUUUGCUGAUAAUAAAGUAUUAUUAUGUAUUUCACAAAAAUGUUUUCCACCAUAUUCUUAAUCGUGUUUUUUUUUUAUACUAUCUGAAAUAUUAUCUUGAUAUGCAUAGGUGUACUGCAUAACAUUUCCAGUGGAGGGUCCACCACCUGCUUGUCUCCAUGGAAAUGUUAUAGUUUAAUGUAGAAUGUUCCACAGUAUAGAUUAAACCCGUCUAUCCUGAGUGAGACGCCACUACGCUACAUUACAGUUCAGAUUUGUGGAGAGUCUGCCCUAUUCACAGAAGGAAUUAUUAUAUUUUGAGCAAUAGAAACACCCAUAAUAAAUGCUAGAUGUUCAUAACAUGAAACAUUCCAGGGAACACAGUAACAUCUUCAUGGAGACAAGCAGGUAGCGGACCCUCCACCUUUAAUUUGUGGUCCCUAAACUAAAUUGUUACCUCAAUUUUCUGUAAAGUAAGGACCCAGACUGGAAACGCUUUUACUGAAUGUUUCUGAAACAGUUCAAUUCCACAUGAUCAGAUAAAAAAUUUACACAUUAUAUAAUUUCACUUUUGUAAUAUUUGAUAAGAAUUCAACCCAAUGUACUAAAACUUUGAAACACAGAAGUAGUGAUUUUAUGUUGUAUUUCAGUAGACUCUAUUCACACUCACCAGAAGACUUUUGGAAACAUGUGGAUGACGACUUCCGGUGUAGUUCCCGACAGUGGGCUUGUGAUAAAACCAUGGAUUCAGGAGCAGCGUCUUCACAACCUGACAAAGUUUUCCAUGGCAACAAACUGGUUGGAACUGUUAGUCAAAAAAAGAUGUAAUUUUAGCGUUUCUUUAUGUUCCGCAGAUUAAGUGAGACAAAUGAAUAGGAAAUUUCUAAAAGGAAAAAAAGAAAGAAUACAAUGACGUCUAAAUCAAGAAAACUGGCCCAUUUUCUCAGUUUUCUUAAAGUUACUAUCACCAAAAAAGCCCAAAAGAAGUCGUCAUCUGCAUGUUUCCAAACGUCUUCCGGUUUUGUGACAUAAUGGAGCAUUUUUUUAAGCUAAAGUCCAUGAUAUGAUUUUUGUCAAGUCCCCAAAAUAUUGAAAACCUACUCUAUAAAUCUCAGAAAUGCAGUAGAUUAAUUGUAUAAUUUUACUUUACUUUACCACCAUGUCUUCUGUUGCCUUUUUUAUUCAUGAUUAAGAUUUCCAAGAUUCAAGUGGUAAUGUCAGAUUCACCAGGUUUUUUUUUUUUUUUUUUUUUUGGAAUUGAUUUAGUAUUU
Messenger RNA from Boleophthalmus pectinirostris (great blue-spotted mudskipper), 4449 nucleotides. It is a transcript of the gene mmut, whose product is annotated as methylmalonyl CoA mutase. Gene Ontology annotation, cellular component: mitochondrion. The coding region runs from base 122 to 2377 and encodes 751 amino acids. The record is from RefSeq and is a predicted model, not a curated record. Gene Ontology annotation, molecular function: methylmalonyl-CoA mutase activity; cobalamin binding; metal ion binding. The transcript is spliced from 13 exons. NCBI's taxonomy places the organism in Eukaryota, Metazoa, Chordata, Actinopteri, Gobiiformes, Gobiidae.